Messenger RNA from Cylicocyclus nassatus, 492 nucleotides. Lineage: Eukaryota; Metazoa; Nematoda; Chromadorea; Rhabditida; Strongylidae. The record is from the annotation of a GenBank genome assembly.
AUGUUCGAACUCAUUAUCAUCGCAUUGCUAUCUGAAGUGAUUUUGUCUGAACGACCGUCACCGCCUGCUAUUGAGACGUCAAAAUCUGUCAAUGCACCAACGGCAAAAUGCGAAUUUACCGUACAUAAAGAUGGUCCAAAAGGUCCCCUCGUAUCAGGGACAGCUUUGGAUGUCGAGCUCUACUAUAAAAUACAAUGUAAUCCUCACGAUGGUUACUGCCUCUUAGUAGCAAAUUGUACCCUGAGCUCAGACGAAGCUGGGUUCAAACCCUAUCCAAUCAUUGACAAGCUUGGAUGUUCUUUGGAAUCUUCACUCUACGAUAACGUCGAGUACCUGUCGACGUAUACGGCUGGCAUCCGAAAUCCAUAUCCCGUACGCUUCCGAUCGUCUUCUGGAGCAGUGCUUCUUUACUGUGUCACGACCUUGAUACCGACUGAAAUGGACGGCACAUGCCCCCGUUCCGAGUGCGCAAAACCCAGCACUGAUUCGUGA